UGUGUUUUCUGCGCGUGAGUGUGUGUGCUGAACUGAGCGGAGGUGAAGAAGAGGAGGAUGAAGCUGGGAGCGGAGGAUGGGAGGAAGAGUGGAGUAAGAGACAGGCUAGCUGUGUGUGAAUGAGUGAGUGAGUGAGGAAGAGGAAGGUCGUCCGAGGGACCGAAAACAAAGACUUGUAUUUUUGGGAAUAACCUCCGGAGCAUUGCUAACGGAAACUUUCAACUUUUUACCCGCCACAGCUCGGAUUGUUGUGCCCGGAGCCGGCUUUGUUUCGCGGCGGGGGUGUCUACGAUAAAUGAAGGAAUAAAAUAGAUCCCCAUCGACCUUUUUCUACCCAAGCGGGGAAUACCCUGGGACUGCUUUUGAUAAAGGUUAAGAGAGAAUGGCGGCCAACAUGUACCGAGUGGGAGAUUAUGUCUACUUUGAGAACUCCUCCAGUAACCCUUACCUGAUUCGGAGAAUAGAAGAGCUCAACAAGACAGCCAAUGGGAAUGUGGAAGCAAAGGUGGUGUGUCUGUUCAGGAGGCGAGACAUCUCAGGCAACCUCAACACUCUGGCUGACAGCAAUGCAAGAGAAUUUGAGGAGGAGUCGAAGCAGCCGACACUGUCUGAACAACAGAAACACCAGCUCAAACACAGAGAACUCUUCCUGUCUCGACAAUUUGAAUCUCUACCUGCUACUCACAUACGGGGGAAAUGUAACGUCACUCUUCUCAAUGAAACCGAUGUUUUGGCUGGAUACCUGGAGAAAGAGGACUGUUUCUUCUACUCGUUGGUGUUCGACCCUGUCCAGAAGACCCUCCUGGCAGACCAGGGUGAGAUCCGAGUCGGCUCCAAGUACCAGGCUGAAAUUCCUGACAAGCUAGCUGAGGGUGAAUCAGACAACAGGAUCCAGGAAAAGCUGGAAACUAAGGUGUGGGACCCCAACAACCAGCUCAAAGACCCUCAGAUCGACCAGUUCCUGGUGGUGGCAAGAGCUGUGGGGACGUUUGCUCGGGCCCUGGACUGCAGCAGCUCCAUCCGUCAGCCCAGCCUUCACAUGAGUGCAGCUGCAGCCUCCAGAGACAUCACACUGUUCCAUGCUAUGGACACAUUGCAGAAGAACAACUAUGACCUGGCCAAAGCCAUGUCCACCCUGGUUCCUCAGGGCGGUCCAGUGCUCUGCCGUGAUGAGAUGGAAGAGUGGAGUGCCUCUGAGGCUAUGCUGUUUGAAGAGGCUCUGGAAAAAUAUGGCAAAGACUUUAACGAUAUCCGCCAAGACUUUCUGCCCUGGAAGUCGCUAGCCAGCGUUGUCCAGUUCUAUUACAUGUGGAAGACUACGGACCGCUACAUCCAACAGAAACGACUAAAGGCAGCAGAGGCAGAUAGCAAACUGAAGCAGGUGUACAUCCCCACCUACACCAAACCCAACCCCAAUCAGAUCAUGGUGCCAGGCAGCAAGCCUGGAAUGAACGGGGCAGCAGGCUUUCAGAAAGGACUCAGCUGUGAGAGCUGCCAUACUGCCCAGUCUCCACAGUGGUAUGCCUGGGGACCCCCAAACAUGCAAUGCAGACUGUGCGCCUCCUGCUGGAUCUACUGGAAGAAGUACGGAGGUCUGAAGACCCCCACACAGCUAGAGGGUGCUGCUAGAGCUGGCUCUGAAUCAGGCCCCCGCAGUCACAUGACACGCCAGGAGGUCCAGGGCAUGUCACCAUUUACCCGCAACGAGGGUCGAGCCAAGCUGCUGGCCAAGAAUCGCCAGACCUUCAUCCUGCAGACCACCAAGCUGACCCGCAUCGCCCGGCGGGUGUGUGAGGAUAUCCUGCAGCCGCGGCGUGCAGCACGACGGCCCUACGCCUCGAUCAAUGCCAACGCUGUCAAGGCUGAGUGUAUGAUCAGGCUGCCCAAAGCCACAAAAACUCCUCUAAAGAGCAAACUGGUGCCUCGACAGACACUGGACAACAUAGUGAAGGAUUUAGCCAUUUCAGCUCCUCUGAAACUGAAGGCGUCCAGAGGACCCCCGACACCUAUCAACAGGAACCAGGCCAGCCAGCCUCGAGUGGGCCAAAGCCUGUUGGGAAAGAGAGGCUUUGACAGCACUACAGGUGUGCCAUACCCAGCCAAUGGGAGGCCAUAUACUUCAGGUAUGAGGACCACCUCCCAGUCGGUCAUCAAGAGGCAGAAGGUCAGCCAGGGUGAAGCCCCCAACCCUGUGGUGUUUGUUGCCACAAAGGACACCAGGGCUCUGAGGAAACAUCUGACCCAGUCAGAGAUGCGCCGGGCAGCAAGGAAACCUCAUCUCCUGGUCCGGAUCAAGCUGCCACCACCGCCCCGCUCCCUGGCCAUGCCCCUCCUGCCCUCCAGCACCAGCGAACCCAUUGUCCUGGAGGACUAAAUAGGAGGGACGGGGGUCUUUUAACAGGACAUAGGGGUGGGAUGGGAGUUGGGGAGGGUCUGUGCUCAGGCCAUCACUUACAGGCUGUAUGCCAUACAGUAGUCUUUUUUUUUUUUUUUCUGUUUUCAGUGUCAUCUUUCUUUAGUCCUCUGUUACUUCCCAAAAGUUGACGUGUCUCUCACACACACACACACACAGACACACACGCAUGCACGCACACGUACACAUAAGCAAAUUUUCAUGCAAACACACAUCAACGCACUUGGGCUUUGUAGUGUUUUAUUCCAGACCCUGAAUUACUUUACUCCCUUUUUAAUGCCAUCUGUUUUUAAACGUGUAAUUUAAAUCAAGAUAUUUUUCAUCCUGAAACAACGGUGAUAAAGCACACUUUGUUUUUACUCCACGUCUCUAUCUUUGUGUAAAUAUAUGCAUCCUGUGUGGGACAGCUGUAGCAGGCUGAAGGUCUACUUUGGUUUGAUUUGAAGAGUUCACUCUACAAUCCUCUACUCCAUUCCAGUGGUGCAAUCUACCAGCUACUAAUUGUAGCCAGUGGACCAGGGGCAGGGUGAUUGGUCAAGUUGAGGAGACAUAUUUGCAGAACUGCCCUUAUACAGUGUUAACGCAGAGUUUUAUCCAUCUACUGCCAUUUUCGUUUUCUCUGAGAUUACAUCACUCACCAGGAGCAGACCUGACAGCCAUUAAUAAAUCCUUCUCUAUGAGGUUCAUCCCGUUUGCACCCCCCUUACAUCCUCCAUUGUAUGGAAGCCUAUCCAAAAAUAUUCAGUGAGCACAAAACAAGUUGAGCUGUGUGAAAGUAGAGAUUUGAGUGUGCAGAAACCAUGUGUGAAAGUAUAAUGUUGAGUGUAAUUUUUUUUUUUUGAAACUGGCAAGAGUUUGAGUCCAUUUGAACAAGCAGUUGGGCUUUGUCUACUCACUAUUGUCCAAGCUGCUUGCUUAGUUUUCACGUCCGAUCAGACUGCAUCACUAUGUCAAAAGCUUAAACUGAGAUAAAUGCUGUCCAAACUGCCACAUGCCUUUUUUAACCUUUCAUUUAGUAACUGUUCUCAAACAUUCAGAUUUUACCUGAACAAGAGGAAAAUGCAACAGAUUUAAAAAUGAGUGCACCUAAACCCCUCCCCUUUUUUUUUUUUUUACACUUUUUUUUUUAUAGCUUAAAAUUAAUUGUAACCCUUGACCUACUUAUCUUGAUUCAAUUGCCUCGUUUUGUUUUGUGCUCACGAUAUAGUUUGGAGACAAAUAGACUUCCAUACAUUUCUGCCAUCUAGAGGUGUCACAGUACACACAGUAAGAAACUGGACAGGGGUUAACCUUGGAGUCAAGCCCUAUAUAGUGUUUCCUUUGCUGUCUGUUUACUGGCACAGUGCUAUUACAGUCACUUUUAGCCAGUUUGAAGAGAGAAUAGUCAGGUUGCCAUUCUCUUGACCACAUCCUGCAAUGUUAGAACAGGUAGUCUGGAAGCAAAGGAGAGAUUCUCCUAAUUUAAGGAUUGUGGAUAUCAUGGAUUUGCACCAGUUGCUGUGUGACCUGCCAUGAUCAGAGAACACAUCUGGUUUUGAGGUACUAUGUUUAGAUUCUGAAAAAGUCCAAAAUGAAGCUAUAUUGUGCAAAAUAAAGAAAAAUAAAAGCUGAUGUCCGUUGUGGGUAAACUCUGAACCCUUUGUUCUGUUAAAGCCACAACAAUUCUGACAAUGUACUGUUGGGCUGGUUUGAAUGAAAUUGACAGUUAAUUUACUGGUCAGUUGAUAAAAGUCUGUUAAAUAAAGCAGCAAUAUGUAAAUGUACGGAAGAGAAUUAGGGCCAAACAUUUUGCUCCAAAGUUAUCAUCUAAAAAUGUGAAAACUUUUUCUUAAUUUUUGAUUAUUUCACGUGGCCUUAAUCCUCCUCUGUAAAUGUGUGAUGAAGCAGAACAGAAGCAAUGUUCUUGAUUGUGAUUGGGUAUGACAACGACGUGAAAGGAAUCUUCCACUGUCUCAACUUGUUCUUUCAUUUGCUUUGUUUAUUUUAGUCCCCCUCCUCCCGUUUGUACUGUAAUCAAAGGGUGAGUACUAAAAAUAAGUUGUUAAUUGGAUAAUUAUAAUUCCUGUGAAUCCCCACAGCAGUGAGGGGUUGCACUGGUUUUAUAAGCAAGUUUGGUCCCAAUGUGGGCUUUGUAAUAUUUCUCAAACGAAAAAAAAGAAAAGAAAUUGAAGUGUUGAGUUUGUAGCAAAUACUAAUGUGUGUAAAGAAAAGUGGCAUAUUGGAAACUUUUUUUUACAUCUAAACUGUAAUUUUGCUCCAUUAUCGUGGAGAUGGCUCUAAUAUGCUACUGUACAUGUGAAACAUCUCUCCUUCAUAGGGUGGGUGGGCUGGUCAUUUCAACAGGGGAGACAUUCAAAAGGGACAGGGUGCUGAUUUUUGUAUGAUGGAGAGACAAACAUGAUACAAUUGAAACUUUUUCUCAAGUGUUUUUUAUUCCAAUGUCUCUGUAUCCUUUAAUGUAUCUUGAUAAGAAAAGAAAUAAAGAUUUUUUUUUCUUCGUGGUCAGA
This is a messenger RNA of Stegastes partitus (bicolor damselfish), 4920 nucleotides long. It is a transcript of the gene mta2, whose product is annotated as metastasis associated 1 family, member 2. The coding region runs from base 383 to 2374 and encodes 663 amino acids. Gene Ontology annotation, molecular function: sequence-specific DNA binding; transcription coactivator activity; histone deacetylase binding. The transcript is spliced from 18 exons. The record is from RefSeq and is a predicted model, not a curated record. Gene Ontology annotation, biological process: negative regulation of transcription by RNA polymerase II. Gene Ontology annotation, cellular component: NuRD complex; nucleoplasm. NCBI's taxonomy places the organism in Eukaryota, Metazoa, Chordata, Actinopteri, Pomacentridae.